Cutaneotrichosporon oleaginosum is the source of this 2453-nucleotide messenger RNA. RefSeq lists its product as uncharacterized. Gene Ontology annotation, biological process: endoplasmic reticulum unfolded protein response. NCBI's taxonomy places the organism in Eukaryota, Fungi, Basidiomycota, Tremellomycetes, Trichosporonales, Trichosporonaceae. Gene Ontology annotation, cellular component: endoplasmic reticulum chaperone complex; cytoplasm; nucleus. Gene Ontology annotation, molecular function: ATP binding; ATP-dependent protein folding chaperone. The record is from RefSeq and is a predicted model, not a curated record.
CGCCAACUCCACCCCGAACUCUUUUUCUUUCCUCCAUUACUCUACUCUCUUUUCCAUCCACCCCCACACUCCUUGCCACCAUGGCAUACCCACGCGCAAGCAUCAGGCCGCGCGCACACAAGCGCAAGGCCGCCUCAUCAUCCCUCAUGUCUAAAAUCACCCUCUGCGCUAUGGUUCUCCUCGCCGUCAUCUGCUUCCUUCCCGCCGGCAACAUGGUCCGCGCACAAGAGAAGCCCGAGAUCAAGGGACACGUCAUUGGCAUCGACCUCGGAACUACCUACUCGUGUGUUGCUGUUCAGAAGAACGGCCGUGUUGAGAUCAUCGCCAACUCCUUGGGAAACCGUAUCACGCCAUCUUGGGUUGCGUUUACCGACGAGGAGCGUCUUAUCGGUGAGGCCGCCAAGAACCAGGCGCCACAAAACCCGGAGAACACAAUCUUCGAUGCCAAGCGUAUGGUCGGUCGCGAGUUCAAGGACAAGGACGUCCAGCGUGACGUAAAGCACUGGCCGUUCAAGGUUGUGAACAAGGGCGGUAAGCCCAUGGUCCAGGUCGACAACAAGGGCACCCUCAAGGACUUCACCCCCGAAGAGAUCUCGGCCAUGAUCCUUACUCGCAUGAAGGAGACCGCGGAGGCGUACCUCGGCGAGAAGGUCACCCACGCCGUUGUCACCGUUCCAGCCUACUUCGACGACGCCCAGCGCCGCGCCACCAAGGACGCCGCCGCGAUCGCUGGCCUCGAGGUCCUCCGUCUUGUCAACGAGCCCACCGCCGCCGCCAUCGCCUACGGUCUUGACCGCUCCGGCAAGUCUGAGUCACAGAUCAUCGUCUACGAUCUUGGUGGUGGUACCUUCGACGUCUCCCUUCUUUCGAUCGAGGACGGUGUCUUCGAAGUCCUCGCCACUGCCGGUGACACACACCUUGGUGGUGAGGACUUUGACAACCGCGUCAUCGAAUACUUUGUCAAGGAGUACAAGCGCAAGAACGACGUCGACCUUUCUAAGAACAAGAAGGCUAUGGGCAAGCUCCGCCGCGAGGUUGAGAAGGCCAAGCGCACUCUCUCCAGCCAGAUGUCGACCAAGAUCGAGAUCGAGUCCAUCGAGGGCGGCAACGACUUCUCCGAGACGCUCACGCGCGCCAAGUUUGAGGAGCUCAACAUGGAUCUUUUCCGCAGGACGAUGAAGCCUGUCGAGCAGGUUCUCAAGGACGCUGGCGUUAAGAAGGAGGACGUUGACGAUGUCGUCCUCGUUGGUGGCUCAACCCGUAUCCCCAAGGUCCAGCAGCUUCUCAAGGACUACUUCAACGGCAAGGAGCCCUCGAAGGGCAUCAACCCCGACGAGGCCGUCGCCUACGGCGCCGCUGUCCAGGGUGCUAUCAUGUCGGGCGCCGACGGUGCCAGCGACCUCCUCCUCAUCGACGUCUGCCCCCUCACUCUCGGUAUUGAGACUACUGGCGGUGUCAUGACCAAGCUCAUCGGCCGUAACUCGGUUGUUCCUACCAAGAAGUCGCAGAUCUUCUCGACUGCGGUCGACAACCAGCCCACCGUCCGCAUCCAGGUGUACGAGGGCGAGCGCUCGAUGACCAAGGACAACAACCUCCUCGGCGAGUUUGACCUGACCAAGAUUCCCCCCGCGCCCCGUGGUGUUCCUCAGAUUGAGGUCACCUUUGAGAUCGACGCCAACGGUAUCCUCAAGGUCUCGGCCGCCGACAAGGGCACGGGCAACGCCCAGUCCAUCACCAUUACCAACGACAAGCGCCGUCUCUCUCCAGAGGACAUUGAGCGCAUGGUCGCCGAGGCGGAGGAGUACGCCGACGAGGACGCCGCUUUCAAGAAGCGCAUCGAGGCCAAGAACGCUCUCGAGAACUUUGUCUACACCCUCCGUGGCCAGAUCAAGGACAAGGAGGGUCUUGGUGGCAAGCUCGACAAGUCGGACAAGGAGGAGCUUGAGACCGCCAUCAAGGAGAAGGAGGACUGGAUCAGCGAGCACCAGGACGCUGAGGCUGAGGACUUUGAGGAGCAGCUUUCGGAGCUCCAGGCUGCUGUUGCGCCCAUCACUUCCAAGCUCUACAAGGGCGGCGAGUCGGGUGGCGCGUACGACGACGAGGAGUCCUCGUACGGGCACCACGACGAGCUCUAAACAGGGCUCCAUAGCAUUGCAUAAUGUGUCAUAGUUGCAUGGCGGCGAUCAGUUCAUGCAUAGUGUUUCGGAAGCGUGAUCUCCUACAUGUUGUGAAGAGUAAUUUCUGAGCGUGAGUGAGCGCGUCAUGUAGUCACGCAGGUGAUGUUGUGGAACGGAACAUCCGUCGUUUACCGAUUACCGAGCCAAGUGUGUGCAGUCAUGGACAUGUGCUUGCGAUCUCAUCUUGGCACAUGCAUCCGACGCAAGCAAACAAUCGAUGGAUACGAUGGAUGGAUUGUUUGUGUCAUGGUCAUUGCUGCGAGACGGAUGGACGGG